Oncorhynchus tshawytscha (Chinook salmon) is the source of this 2189-nucleotide messenger RNA. RefSeq names its product diphosphoinositol polyphosphate phosphohydrolase 3-beta. Gene Ontology annotation, cellular component: nucleus; cytoplasm. The transcript has 5 exons. The record is from RefSeq and is a predicted model, not a curated record. Gene Ontology annotation, molecular function: bis(5'-adenosyl)-pentaphosphatase activity; bis(5'-adenosyl)-hexaphosphatase activity; diphosphoinositol-polyphosphate diphosphatase activity. Bases 694 to 1251 code for a protein of 185 amino acids. NCBI's taxonomy places the organism in Eukaryota, Metazoa, Chordata, Actinopteri, Salmoniformes, Salmonidae. Gene Ontology annotation, biological process: adenosine 5'-(hexahydrogen pentaphosphate) catabolic process; diphosphoinositol polyphosphate metabolic process; diadenosine pentaphosphate catabolic process.
CAGUGUUUUCUUAUGGGCCUCGAAAUGGGGAAAUUGACUUGCCCAAGAAGAACCAGUUAUGCCAGAUUUUAAAGUAGACUUACAGUUAACCGUAGUUCCGUUAACUUGAAAAGUAGACUGACAACUGAGUGCGUUUCAUUUUAGCUUGAGAUGUGCCUAGUUAUUGAAAUGUACACUUCCAUGGUAACAGUGAUGCUGAGAUGUAAUUUUAAAAUGUAUUCUAGACAACCAAAUAUUGCAAAGCUAAACAAACCAUACAACUCUAUGCACAAUAACGGCUUUGCAACCUUUGGUUUUUGUUUGACAUUUUAAAGGGACAAAUAUGAGUCAUCAAAUUGUUAGAUGGAAUUAACCACAUCUAAUCGUAGCAUGGCGCUGAUAGGUGGACACCGCGCAGUACGGAGGUCAGCAGGUUGCGGUGCUCGCGGACCACAGUGGUUUGGCGUAGGGAAAUAUGUGUGUUGACAACGGCAACCAGCAUGUUCGGCAGGCAACACUCCGGGAUAUGCGAUGCUUGUAUGCGAAUAGAUGAAUAACGUUUAAAUUGGAUUGCCUGAAGAUUUCUUUGGAGAUAUUGUGUGCGUGGUUUAUUGUUUCUCUCUUGGCCUAGUAAAGGCACUUGACUUGAUCUGGUUAGAUCCCCCAUUCACACCACCUUUCGUAUUUCCUUGGAGCACGGAGAUUGCAGAAUAUAUGAUGAAGUUUAAACCCAACCAGACGAGGACUUAUGAUGGUGAAGGUUUCAAGAGACGAGCGGCAUGUUUAUGCUUCAAGAAUGAAAAAGAGGACGAGGUGUUGCUGGUGAGCAGCAGUCGGCACCCGGACCAGUGGAUUGUACCAGGAGGAGGGAUGGAGCCUGAGGAGGAGCCGUGUGGAGCAGCAGUCAGAGAGGUGUACGAAGAGGCUGGUGUAAAGGGGAAACUUGGCAGGUUACUGGGGGUUUUUGAGCACAACCAGGACAGGAAACACAGGACAUACGUCUAUGUCCUGACUGUGACAGAGACCUUGGAGGACUGGGAGGAUUCUGUCAACAUCGGUAGGAAACGGAAGUGGUUCAAUAUCGACGAGGCUAUACGUGUGCUGCAAAGCCACAAGCCUGUCCACGCAGAGUACCUGCGCCGACUCACAGCCACUUGUAAUCCCACAUGCAGCUCCACCUGUUGCGGCCCCACCAAUGGCAACACCUGGGUGUUCCCCAUGACGGACGACAAUGCCCCUGACUACGUCAACUCCACCACAGGGGACAGAUAGAGGACCUCCCUCGGUCAACAGAUAGGACAGAUAGGAUAGCCGCCAUCAGAGGAACCAGCAUCAUAAGAGGACCUAGCCUAGGUGCCAGUCGGUUUCUGCUGUCCUGCUAACUCCUUGUGGACUUGUCAUGUUUGGCUUGACAAUGACAGUAAUGGAGUAUGGCAAGAGCACAAACUGAUCUGGGACCAAGCCAAGGAGGACCCAAGAGGACUCUAGAGUGGAAGUACCCAGAAUAGACAUUUUGCAUGGAUUCCUUUCUGUGUUGAUUCUUAAUUUGUCCGCUAUGAACUUUCUAAGUUAAAAGGAAUUCAUUAUUUUAUUAGGGGGCAUGAAGAGUGUGAAAAUGUGUCAAAUGGAUAUUCAAUCUUUUUCUUUGUAUAUUGUUUUUAUCAACUGUCAUCAGCCAAAUAAGGAUAUAUAUUAUUAAUAAAAACUGGAUCUUAAAGCUAAUCUCUGUUAAUGAGAGCCAUUAAUCAUCAGCUUUCUAUCAUUAGAAUGACGUCAACCUCUGUGAAAUGGUCCUUUGUUUCAAGUUAUUCUUACAAGUUCAUCUUACAUUUUGGUUAUAUAAGGUCAAAGUCAGAGUGCAGCACUUUGGUGAACUGCUUUCUGCUUGAAGUAGCUCUGAUAGGCCAAUAGAGGGUAGUGUUACCUCUGGAAAGGCUUAUUUCCUUGAUGUCAAAACCCCAAAUGCAGCUUAGUUUAGGGCAAAGGUAAGAAACCUUUGUCAGGGUGCCAGAACAUAAUUAUUUAGUAUUUAUUUGGACCCCCACUUAGCUGCUGUUGAGGCAGUGGCUGCUCUUCCUAGGGUCCAAACAGGAAACAACUCAAAUAAAAUGCAUAAUAUAUACACAAUACUUGCAGAAAGUAUUCACACCCUCUCACUUUUUACACUUUUUUGUUACACCCUGAAUUUAAAAAGAAUACAAUAAAGGUUU